AUGUUAGACAACUUAAAAUUGAUUAAAAAGGAAAUCAAGGAACUAAAAGAUGCUUAUUAAAAUAGAAGAAAGGAUUUUGGAGAGAAUCAAAAAAAGUGGGCAAUCGCUAUUCAAAAUACUAAAACAAGAAUCGAGAAUCUUAUUCAAUGGAUAAAUGAUUAUGGCCAAGUCAAUGUAAAAUGGGAUUUGCCUUUUGAGAUAUUGGAGCAACUUGAUAAAUUUGAUUUCCUUGAAGAGUAUAUAGAAAAUUUAAAGAAAUAAGUGCAAUCUUGCUAUUAGUAAUAAAAGUAUUAAAGUUAAAAUGCAAAACAAUUUAGUUAUUAUUUGAGACUAAGAAUGAAAAAUGAUUGUAUAUAAUGA
Messenger RNA from Paramecium tetraurelia, 360 nucleotides. RefSeq lists its product as uncharacterized. The transcript has a single exon. The record is from RefSeq and is a predicted model, not a curated record. Lineage: Eukaryota; Ciliophora; Oligohymenophorea; Peniculida; Parameciidae.